UGCCUGUCGGCCUGGGCCCUGUCCUUCGCCCUCACCCUCCUGCUGCUGGCCAACGACGCCUUCCGCCGGCCGCCGCCCCGCCGCGACGUCCCGCUGGCCCUGGCCUGCGCCGCCGGCCUGGCCUGCGCCGCCGCCACCGUGCUCUGGCCGCUGGGCCACCUGAGGGGGGGACAAGAUGGCAGCCGCGAGGGCCGGCCCCGCGCCCUCCGCGCCGCCGCCGCCGCCUUCUCUGCCGCGGCCACCUUGGCCUACGCCGCCGAGGUGACCCGCGACCGCGCGCGGCCCGGCGAGGCCGCCCCGUACCUGGCCACCCCCUCGGGCCUGCUCAAGGUGGCCGAGGCCUUCCUGGCCCUGCUGCUGCUGGGGCUGGCGGCCGAGCUGGGCGCGGCCUCGGGCCCCACGGCCUGGCGCUGGUGCCUGGGCAUCUUCUGCGUGUCCUUCGUGCUGGGCGCGCUGCUGGUCGGGGGGUGCCUGCUGGGCUGGGGGUGGUGCGGCUGGAUGCGGGACCCCGAGGGGCUGCGCUGGGGGCUGGGGGUCUACGCGGGGUUAGGGGUGGUGGCCUACGGGGCGGCCACGGUGCUCUGGGCGCUCUACGGCUUCUCCGAGGAUUUGGGGGGCCGGGCGCGGCGGCCCUACGGCUGCUCCCCGAGCUGCCCCUGGGACAGGACGGUGCUGGUGGCCGUGAUCAGCGGCAUCAACCUGGUGGCCUUCGGCGUCGACCUGGGCCAGACGGGCAGGCUGGUGCUGCUGAGGGCGUGAGGGGGGCACUAAA
This is a messenger RNA of Neopelma chrysocephalum (saffron-crested tyrant-manakin), 772 nucleotides long. RefSeq names its product myeloid-associated differentiation marker homolog. Lineage: Eukaryota; Metazoa; Chordata; Aves; Passeriformes; Pipridae. The annotation marks the transcript as partial. The transcript has a single exon. The record is from RefSeq and is a predicted model, not a curated record.